Messenger RNA from Panicum virgatum (switchgrass), 2472 nucleotides. RefSeq lists its product as uncharacterized. The coding region runs from base 1576 to 2130 and encodes 184 amino acids. The transcript is spliced from 2 exons. NCBI's taxonomy places the organism in Eukaryota, Viridiplantae, Streptophyta, Magnoliopsida, Poales, Poaceae. The record is from RefSeq and is a predicted model, not a curated record.
UUUUUUAAUUCAAAUUUGAAUUUUGAAUUUUGGCCGGUUGGGUACCGGCCGGAACCGGAACCGGUCCGGACCGGUUUGACCGGUAACCGGUCAAACCGGACCGGUUCCCACCGGUUAAGUGAACCCUGGCUGCGACAAGCUUGAUGCCCCCAAGGCCGAACGCCCCACAACAGCCCAAGAAACCUACCACUGGCUUGUCAAAGGCAGCAAGGAAGAAGCCGGGCCCGAAGAAGAAGAUGCCUUCUUCAACUCUGGUGGCCUCUGCUUCAACGCCGACAAUAAAUUCUUCAGCGUCGGCAAGCAUCACAGCUCCCAAUUGUGGCACCGAGGAAGACACCCAUGUUGCCAACAACGUGUUUGAUGGAAUGUCUGCAAGGUAUGAUAUAAUCUGUUCUUCCAUUCUGCAAUGGCAGGGCUGGCAGGGAACCCAGCAAACCAUCAUUUAAGUUCAGUAUUCAGUAGUUGCAAAUGAUUUUUGUUCACUGAAUUGAUGCUUCAGUUUCAACUUUCCACAGCCUUAGCUUUUGGGAACAGAAAUGUGUAGCCUCCAGUCAGUAACAGCAAAUAAAAUCUAAAAAAAAUAUAUACUGUCAGUACAGAGUAGCACCGUUGGAUGCUUCUGCUUGUUUUUUUUUAAAAAAAGUUGUUGGAUGCUUCUUAAAUGAUGAUGUCCCUGUCCAUACAGAAACGUUGCAAAAAUUCAAGUGUAAUAUACCCCUGCCACUUAUAAAGUUGUUGAAUGCUUAAUUAUUUUAUCUAGUAUGUUUGCAUAUUUGUUCUGUUGGAAGUGAAUACUUGUUCUGGCAUAUCUUGCUGUUACACAAACAGCCCCUCUCAGGCUCUGGUGGAGAACUGCAAGUCCUGCCUUAUGAUCUGAAAUUUUUUGUGUAACUCUGUCUUCGAAUUGUUUUCCAGCGGAACUGAAAGGCCAGUGUGCUCAAGAAUGGCAGUACCAUCUCAAGAAAUGGCUUUAGUCUUCUUUUCUUGCAUGGAAAUAUCUCAUCUGCAUCUUUUUCUGUGACACAGUAGCACACUAGCAUUUUAGCUUCCAUGCACCAUGCUGAACAUUUCUGUCUGUCCACAGAUUCAGACAGGGAUGACCAUGUUUUUGGCUUUAUCACUGAAGUAGCUAGUGAAAUGGUGAAAAAAACUUCAUUUUAGCUUAUUUCAGCUUGUUCCAGCUGAAAGAUAACGUGGUCAGGAGAUCUGAAUAUUUAUAACUGCAGGGGUACUUGAUGCAGGGGUAGCUCAUGCAUCUCUAUAUAUGAUGAAUUUGUUUGAAUGUGCAGUGCCAACUCUUUUUCCAAUAUGAUGGAUGAAAGUGUUGAAGUAGAAAACAUUUCUCUCUUCUAACCAUUGCCAAGUGCUGAUGAGGAGCAUGAUGAAGACGACACUUUGAUCAGUCCAACAAGGAAAAGAGGACACAGGUCUGCCAAUUAUUCAUCAGAUGAAGAUGUUGCCUUGAUCAAGGCAUGGGAGUUUGUGUCCCUUGAUGCCAUUGCAGGAGUUGAUCAGAGUAGUAGCACUUAUUGGAGCCGCAUCUCAGAGCACUUUCACUGUAAUGCUAAUACAACAAUGACUAGAACAAUCGGGGCGCUCCAACAUCGUUGGUCUACAAUCCAAGAAUGUUGUAACAAAUGGAAGUCAUGUCUUGCUCAAGUUGCUCGCCAACAUCCAAGUGGAGUCCCACUUCAAGAACAAGCCAACCUCGCCCAGGAGAGGUACAAGGCCAUGGAUCAGCAGAAGCACAUGCCUUUUACCAUACAACAUUGCUGGACAUUGCUGCAAAACAAUCAGAAGUGGAUAGACAGGGAGUUUGAAUGCCCACCAAAGAAGCCAAGGUCCAACUAUUCGUCUUCAGCUGAUUUUGAAGCUCAUGAGGAGCAUGAAGGGACUGAUGAAAUGAGCAAGAGGCCUGCAGGGAGGAAGAAGGAGAAAGAGAGGUCGAAGAAAGAUGCCGGUGGCUACAAGGAGGCGAUACAAAAGAUGAUCGAAUCAAAGGAGAGGCUUGCGGUUGACAAGGACUCAAGGUGGACGGAAAUCAAGGCCAUUGAGGAGCGCAAUUUGCAAUUGAAGAGCGCAAAGCAGCUGCGGAAGAGCGCAAGGCAGCAAACGAGGAAGAGAGACUAAGGCUCAAGGGUGAGAAGGCACGGGCUCAAGCAGCUGCGGAAGAGCGCAAAGCAGCUGCAAAGAAGAAGGACGAGGACCAAAAAAUUAUGUUCAUGGACACGAGUGCUCUUGAUGACACACAGAGGGCAUAUGUCGAGGCCAUGCGUGCUAAAAUUCUAGCUGAAAUACUAGGAGGCAGUGGAGGUGGGAGUGUCUAGUGCAUGUGUUCCUAGUUUGUUCUGUUCCUAGUUUGUAUUCUGUUCCUGAAACUCUUGUUGCUUGUACUGAAUCAUGGUCUGAAUUAUGGUCAUGAGAGUAUCAGAUUCUGAUGAAUGGAACAUGGCCUGAAUGUUUUGAUCAAAA